AUGGACUAUCACACUGAAGACAGGUGGAGGCGAUAUCAGCAAUCUGUUGGGACCAACAGAUGCCACAACAAGAUGAUACACCAAGAUGGUACAGCAAGAUGUUACACAACAAGGUGGGACAACAUCAAGUACCAGAGGACACACAACGUGGUAAAGUAUACCGUCUCAGAUUGUGCCUCUAAUAAGGAUUCUUGGACCCAGGUCCGCGGUGCUAAACGCCCGAGUGCCGAGUCACCUCCAAGCAACACCACCACCUCGCCUUCCCAAACUCAUCGUUCUGCGAAACACACGAAACAUGGCAGCGCUCGCCACGACCGUAACCAUGUUUUCCCUGACCCUAUGACCACCCCGUUUCGCCCUCGCGCCCGCCACUCUGCCUCUACCGCCCGUGCCUCGUCUCAUGUGCCCUCGACGUCCCCCGCUGCCGCUCUGAGGUUCAAACACCUAAUUUAUAUCUUUCACCACAUUGCCAACAACACCGUGCCCGAGUCGAUUCGACAUGCCCUUUGCUCCAUCAACUACACUAUCCUGGAGAAGGCCAAUGGCAAGUUUCGACCCGUGGGCACGGAUUCCAUCUUCAACAAGGUUGUCAACCGCGCUCUGCUCGAGCAACAGCAGCCCCAUAUUGCCCACUUGCUACAGGCCAGUCCAGAGCUGGCUGUCGGAGUCAAGGACGGCAUUUCAGCAGCGGUUGGCAUGGCCUUUGGUGAGCUUCAAGCCUGUGAGUCUACCCCGGGCUGGACUAUGCUCUCCCUCGAUUUCAAGAGUGCCUUCAACUACACCGACCGAGCACGGCUGCACGAGAUUGUGGCCGACAAGGUCCCUGGCCUCUUGCGCGCCUUUGAACGACACUAUGCUCGACCCACUACCCACUGCAUUGUCGACAAGUUCUUCAAGGUGAUUGACAUUGAUGUUGGCCAAGGCAUUGUGCAGGGCAACGAGCUAUCGCCCUUCUUCUUUGCCCUGUACUCCUCCACGGCUGCGAGCUCCCCAACCGUGUCCUUCACCAAGGGUGAGCUCCCCAAGGCGUUGGCGGCCACCAAGGGUGUCACCGACCCCUAUGGUUGGUCUGGUGAGCUUCUUGCCUCCAUCUACCGCAUCAAGGAGCACUUCAGUCAAGUCUUGGGCCCACGCCAGGGUUCCACCAGCGACCCGACUGCUCCUUCUGAUGGAGACGCGCCUCAGGGCCCCACCACCGCCACUGGAGGUCCUCAGGUUGCCUUGAACAAGAUCUUUCACCACAUUGCCAACAACACCGUGCCCGAGUCGAUUCGACAUGCCCUUUGCUCCAUCAACUACACUAUCCUGGAGAAGGCCAAUGGCAAGUUUCGACCCGUGGGCACGGAUUCCAUCUUCAACAAGGUUGUCAACCGCGCUCUGCUCGAGGCCCACUUGCUACAGGCCAGUCCAGAGCUGGCCGUCGGAGUCAAGGACGGCAUUUCAGCAGCGGUUGGCAUGGCCUUUGGUGAGCUUCAAGCCUGUGAGUCUACCCUGGGCUGGACCAUGCUCUCCCUCGAUUUCAAGAGUGCCUUCAACUACACCGACCGAGCACGGCUGCACGAGAUUGUGGCCGACAAGGUCCCUGGCCUCUUGCGCGCCUUUGAACGACACUAUGCUCGACCCACUACCCACUGCAUUGUCGACAAGUUCUUCAAGGUGAUUGACAUUGAUGUUGGCCAAGGCAUUGUGCAGGGCAACGAGCUAUCGCCCUUCUUCUUUGCCCUGUACUCCUGUGAGGUCCUGGGUCUCCUCGACGCCACCACUGACUAUCGCUGCAAGGUCAUCAAGUACCUCGACGACAUUGUACUGAUGGGUCCCGCGGAGGACGUGGCGGCCGACGUGGAGAUUGUCAAGGCUCGUGCAGAGUCUGCUGGCCUUCAUCUGCAACCCAGUAAGAGCCGCUUCUACAUGCCUCGCCACCAUCCCGCUUCCAUCACUGCUAUCAAGUCUGUAUUGCCAGAUGCCGUGCGCGAGACGGCCAACACGGGCAUGACGGUCUUGGGAACGCCGAUUGGCCGUCGCGAGUGGAUGAAGAAGCAGCUGAACGACAAGGCAAAGCACAUUGCUGGCAAGCUCAAUGACAUGCUGACGACUGGUGUCUCGCUUCAGGCCCUCCUCACGGCCAUGCAGUACGUGCCUAGCCUCAUCAACCACCUCUACACGCUGCCCCCAAGUCUCACGUCGGGCUUGUCCGAGCUCUUGAACCGUGCUUGCAAGGACACCUUUGUCAAAGCCUUUUUUGCCAAGGUAAACCUGUCUGCACCAGCUGGAGCUGAAGGUCAUGACGUUACGCUGGAACAGCUCCUGGAGGCUCGCCUCUUCACGCGGGCCAACACCGGGGGCUUUGGCCUGCACGACUUGGUUGAGCGCGGUCCGGUGGCUUAUGUCUGCAACAUGGCCAAGCUGGCCACUCGCUACCCUCGGGUCUACGAUCGACUUUUGGAGGAUGCAUCGAGGGCUGCCGACUUUGUGGCCCACGUGCAGCGAGCUGGCUUCCAGAUGGCCACGGUCAAGGACGCGGCGACUCAGCGACCAGCUGAGAUCAUUGCCCUCCGCUCCAAGGCGGCACUGGACGACCUGAUGGCCAAGUGCGCGCUGGACCUGCAGCAGGCAUAUCUGGCCUCACGCGAGUGGGGCGUCAGCACUGUCUUGACCAUGCGGGGUCGGGACAAGUUGCGUCGCUUGAGCGACACGACCUUUGCCAUUGCGGUCGUGUCCAUGAUGGGUUUUGGCCUCCACGAACUCAUCAACGUCAAGCCGACGGACAAGUGCCCGCUCUGCAGAAGUAAGACACCUCAGCCGCGGCUGACCCGCGAGCACCUGUUGACCUGCCGUCCCAUCAAGCGUCACAACGCCCUUCGCGACGAGAUGGGCCGCCUGCUCAGGUACGCCACCCUCUCCCAUGUCUGGGUGGAAAAGUCUGGCUACAACGCCAACGGCCAGAGCUGCCGCAUCGACCUGCACUGCCGCAACCCCUUUCCCGGCGGUGCCUUGGGCCCAGCUCUGCCCGACCUGGGCAUUGACGUGACUGUGCGCACAGCCCAACCCCCGACCACCUCGCAAGCCUGCAUCAAGGUGGGCGCUGCCCUUCGCCGAGCCGAAAAGGAGAAGCGCGACUACUACACCGGUUUCAACCAUGGAAAAACUCUGAUCGUCCCUGCGGCGAUGACGACAACCGGUGGGUUCGCCUCCUCCUUUGUGGAUCUGCUUGGUCAGCUUGCCCGCUGCGCCGAGGCCCGUGGUGUGUACCAGCCGGGGCUGGAUGAGGCCUUUGUUCCUCGGUGGAAGGGUCGCUUUGCGGCUCUGGUCCAUCAGAUGAACGCUGACCACAUCCAGCGCCACUUUGGCGGUGUCUGCCUGCGCUCGUCGUAG
Messenger RNA from Monosiga brevicollis MX1, 3372 nucleotides. RefSeq lists its product as uncharacterized. Gene Ontology annotation, cellular component: ribosome; mitochondrial small ribosomal subunit. NCBI's taxonomy places the organism in Eukaryota, Choanoflagellata, Craspedida, Salpingoecidae. The record is from RefSeq and is a predicted model, not a curated record. Gene Ontology annotation, biological process: translation. Bases 1 to 3372 code for a protein of 1123 amino acids. The transcript has 3 exons. Gene Ontology annotation, molecular function: structural constituent of ribosome; RNA binding.